Molecule: messenger RNA, 9059 nt
Organism: Apus apus (common swift)
Lineage: Eukaryota; Metazoa; Chordata; Aves; Apodiformes; Apodidae
Gene: ST3GAL6
Product: ST3 beta-galactoside alpha-2,3-sialyltransferase 6
Exons: 12
Coding region: 543-1673 (376 amino acids)
Biological process (GO): glycolipid biosynthetic process
Molecular function (GO): beta-galactoside alpha-2,3-sialyltransferase activity
Source: RefSeq, a predicted model, not a curated record
UGCAGCGGCGGGGGCGGCUGGCUGCCCCCCGCCGUGCGGGUCUCCCACCCCCGGGGCGGGCGCCGAGGGGGAAGGCGCUGCCCCUCGGCGAACCGCCGGUCCAGGGGGAGGGAGGAGGAGGAGGAACGGCCGCGGCUGGAAGUCAGUCAGAGAAAAUACACCGGAGCAGCGGAGGGAGACGGAGUAGCGCUUUAGUUUUGUUUUGUUUUUUUUUUUCAUGUGAGUCUCUUCUCCCCGUGGAAGGCUUUGGUAGAAAUCCAGGAGGAAUUUCAGCGGAUUCGAGCCAAAUAACGUUUCCGUCUAAAUAUACCUCGUGCUUCCUUUUGCGCAUUUUCUUGCAGACGGGGCUCAGCUGAAGCCAGCCCUCCCCUUCGUGCCUAUCGUAAAACGCUGCCGUGCAAAGGAGUCAGGCUGCGGCUACCCGGAGGCUGCCGACAGCAGCCUGGGCGGCCCUGGUGAGCAGCGGCAAGUUCUGUCCUACUCUCGCCGUUUCAAGAUAAAACAUCAGCGACAUUGAGAGAACUGUGUGGGCCAGAUUGGUUAUGGAAGAGCAGAUCUGUGCCAGAAAAGGAAGUCCAUCAUCCUGCUGUGAUUCACAGGAAGGUCUACCAGUCAUGAAACGAAUUCUUCUGUUUUUUAUCCUGGCUGCUGCUGUUAUGUAUGGUAUACUUCAUGGAAAUCUGUGGAGAAAUAACCUUUAUUGGAUUAGCUUUUAUGGACAGACUUCCUCUGUGAGGGCUUCUCCAUCCUAUGAGACUAGUGGAGUUACCCAGCUGCCACCUACGGCUGUGGAGAGAAGGAACGUGCUGGACUCUUGCCUCCUGAAACCAGCAUUUGAAUCUUUACUGGGUGCUGAGAAAAUAUACCCGUUCCUGUGCGCUAAUGAUUUUAUCAGAGUGGCAGAGUUCCACGGGAGCAAUAAGUUUGAACUACCUUAUGGAAUAAAGAGAGCAGAGCCAUUUUUUCGUUUAGCCCUUUCAAGACUGCAAAACUGUGGACUUUCUAAUGAAGAUGACAGUAUUGCCUGUCGACGCUGUGUUGUGGUUGGUAAUGGAGGAGUACUUCGAAAUAAGACGUUAGGGGAGAAAAUUGACUCAUAUGAUGUGAUAAUAAGAAUGAAUAAUGGCCCUGUUAUAGGGUAUGAAGAGGAUGUUGGGAGGAGGACGACUUUCCGCCUUUCUUACCCGGAGUCUAUCUUCUCAGAUCCGAUUCACUACGAUCCUAAUACAACGGUUGUUCUCAUCGUCUUCAAACCACGUGACUUGAAGUGGCUUUGGGAGAUACUAGGUGGUCAGAAAGUAAGCGCUAAAGGCUUUUGGAAGAAACCAGCUCUGAACAUGAUAUACAAGUCUAGUCAAAUCAGGAUUCUUGAUCCCAGCAUCACCAGAAAAACUGCUUAUGAAUGGCUUAAUUUCCCAACAAGGUUUCCCAAAAAAGAGAAACCAAAGCAUCCAACAACAGGGCUAAUUGCCAUUACACUAGCAUUUCACAUAUGCCAUGAAGUUCACCUGGCAGGCUUCAAGUAUGACUUCACAGACAGAAACAGUUCCCUGCACUACUAUGGCAAUGACACGAUGUCUCAGAUGAUGCAGAACGAAUACCACAACAUCAACGCUGAGCAGAAAUUUUUGAAGAAGCUUAUAGACAAGAACUUUGUGGUCAAUUUGACGUGAAAGCUGAAUACAAAAUAUGAAGAACAAUGGCUAUUUUCAAGAUUUGAAAAAUUUUUAUUUUUUGUAUGACACUUUUAUUUUUUAAGUGCAGCAUAACUGUUUACUGUUUAAAAGGAGCACAGAAACCUCACUAAGGCAGAAGCUUCUUCUAAGCCUGAGGAUAAUGGACUAUUGCAAACGGAGUUAACUGAAUUUCUGUAAAGCUACUUAAUAAUGGGAAAACUCUGGAACUUUCAGCUGAAAGUAUCAGGGAUGUAUGUGAUGCACAUCACUUAUUUAUCAGCAAGAACUCUUUCCAAAUGAUUAUUUCUCUGGAAUACUUUUUUUUCUAGUGUUGUCCUCCAAGAGAGUUACUGUCAAGAGACUGAGACAGCCAGUUUUUGAUUAGUAGAUGGAUGUAAAGUCAUGAAUGUCUGUCUUGUGGUAUGAAAAUGGCUUUUAAAAUCAUGCCUAUAAACCAUUAAUGUGUUUUUGGGAGAAGGGGGAAGAAGCAGUGUACAGGUUUUGGCCUGCCUUGCUCUGAGAAGGGGAUGUCCAUCUUCAGUAAAGAAGCUACAGCUGCUGCACUGGCCAUCGACUCUGAACUGCUGCCUUCCUUUGCCAAAGGUGAAGGCCCUUUAGUCUGACUUGUGGAGAUGUUGGUUUUGACUAUGCUUGUUUUGUACCCAGUUGAUGGAAAACCAUCCUCCCUGUGCUGUGCGUCCAAUAAAUUUUACAGUUGGUAACUUGACUUCAAGAGAGAAUGAAGAUUGAAGAGUUGUCUUAACUACCUGUGUGUCAGCCGCUUCCCCCAGACCCCAAGAGAAGUGUGAGCUGGGACAGAGAUAUUCACACCUGAGUUUAAGUGUAGAGCCAAUGUUUGUUGGAUUUCUGGAUCUCCAGGAUAGGAACUCGUGUAUCUUUCUGUUCUCAGGAAGAAGUGGUGUAUUUUUCCAAACCAACACAAUUUCCUUUCUCAAAUGCUGUACUGCAUUUCUUCCUUUGAAAUGCAUCAAUGUGAACAAUGAAUGUUCCCAUUUUUUGCAGUAGUGAACUUCAGGGAAUAUCCAAGAUGUACCUCAGCUGAAUAAUCAUUUGGCUUCUGUUUACCUUUCCAGUCUUGACAUUUAGGUUUAAAGGAUGUGGCUGAACAAAAUAAUUUAGUGGUGAGAACUUACUUGGGAUUUUAAUUGAAACAUUUGAUGGGACACUUGUUUCCUGUAUUGGUUGGUCUCAGACGAGCCUGCUGAAUGAGGUAAAUCUGCCUGGGAGUGACCUUGACAACUGUUACAGGACAACACAUAACUGUGUUCUAAUUGAUUCAGAGUAUAAUUUUAUGCUGUGCCAGGUUUAUUUCAAGAUCUUGUGUUUACCUUGAUAAAUCAUACCUAAAGAAACACAAAAAAGUCCACUUAAAGUCUUUAACAUUGAUAGAAAAACCUUUUGUUGCUUUUUAAUAACAUGAUAUAGAGAGCUUUAGUAACAGUGCAAACCAUGAAAACAUGAACACAAACCACUAGCAGGUGAAGAGCACAGUAUUUGUAUUUUUCAGAAGCUGAAGAUUAGAGGAGUACUGAACACAAUUUCAUUGCUGCAGCAGUGCACUAGAGGAACGAGCAGUGAAGCAACCAAAGAGUCAUCUUUCUUUUUUCUCCUGUGGAGUGCAAUAGGUACUUUUAAAAUAGCUUCCUGUGAUUCUCAUCUCCCUCUUUAGCCCCUUGGCUCUGCCAUUUGGAAAUUGGUGAAUGCAGCCUGAUUUGGAAGGGAGCCACAGCCAAAGGGGAGGAGGCUUGUGCUCUUUGAGGGUUUUCAUCUAAUGACUCCUGAACUUUGGUCCAUUCAAGCAAAUUGGACACUGUCUGAAAUAACUCUGGAUGUCAUAAAAAGCUGUGGUGGGGGCAGGAAGGUACCCAGACAUGUCCCCAUCAAGGGACCUGCUAUGCCAUGGGGCUCAUCUGCUGCACUUGAUGCAGCAGAAGGUGGCUCCUUGUCUAGCUCUGUGCAGGGAGGCAGGCAAGAGUGUGGGGGAGAGGGGAGCACAGCAGGUGCUGGGGCACUAGUGCAGGUGACAGUGGUGGAAAUUGAGGAAAUCAGAAUUUCUUCACAUGGUGGCAGAAUGGCUCUUUCUCAGUUAAUCACUUAAAAAUAAAAAAAUUGCACAUUUCUGAGCCUCUGAGGAAGUCUGCUCAAAAAUUUUGACUAUAAACAGGUGGGGGUUUGCACCAGCAAUCAGUGAUAUUACUGUCUUUAGUUCUACUAGCAUUUAUUUCUCAUCAUUAUUUCAGUUAAUUAAAAAGUUUUGAAGUUUGUAUGUGACUCUGUAGCUGCAGACCUGCAGGACCUAACUAGUAGUCAAGUAGACCUUAACUACUGUCAAUUGUAAUGUCACAUGAAAAAAAUGCUGAGGUAAGGCUUUUUACAAAGGCUGUGGUGUUUUCCAAGCUCUCUGUGUAAAAGUCCUUGGUAGAUCUUAGACACUCUUGACAGCAGAGGUGGGGGCUGCCUCCUCUCUCUCAAAACCUGCUGUUGCUUCCAGAGCCAAGCCCCCUAGCUCAUCUGUAGGAUUCUGCCAGGGAUCCAGUUGCAUCCAUGUAACAUCACGAAGUACACUGACUGUGAGGAUUUUUUCCUGGACAGCUGUUGAAUUUGCCCUUUUCUCACAGUGUGGUGGUGCAGGCCGCUUCCCUCUGCUUCUCGGCCCCCGUAGAGGCAGGUGGGUAGGGAGCUCUGCUCCUGAGGAUUUUUUUCCUUUCCAGAAAUAUUCUUCCCACAAUACGUAACUGAUUUCUUCUUCUAAUUUUCCUAGGUUUUCUUCUUUUUUGAGAGUUUUGUUCUGCUAUAGUGAAUACCCUGAAAACAAUGGAAAAAAGCCUUCAUGGCAAGCAAAUUGUAUCCAUGUCUCCCCCAAUUUUUACUUGAGACUCCUUUAUUAUUAUCAUUUUACUACAUGAAUUUUUGUCACUGUUUAUUUUUUUUAUGAUGUUGGAUAAUCUCAAUGCAUUUAAUAUGCUGUCUACGAGCAUUUAUCCUUAUCAGUUGCUCCUUUUUAUUCUUAAUAAGCCUUCCUAUCUGUACGAUUGAAACUAAGCAGUACUCCCAGGGAUAUUUCCCCCCACUCUGUGCUCCUGCAGCAAUGUGGAGUCCGCAUGUGCCAAGGUUACUAUCUCGGGGUAGGUGACUGAGUAAUGUUUAGAGCCAGACCUGUUUGUUCACUCAGGAUGGAGCCAAGAGCUGAUACUGUUGAUAAACCGUGGGGCAGGAUAUUUGGUUUGUUUGUUGGGGGUUUUGUUUUGUUUUGUUUUUUGAAAGCGCAGCUUGCAGGCCAGUAGCUUCCCACCCUCCCAUAAGAUGUUUUGGUAGGAUUCUGUGUACACCAGCCCUGCUUUUUCACCCACUUCACACAGUCACUUCUUCCACCUUGAGGACAGGUGUUGCUUUUACAUUAAAGUGAUGCAGGUGAGCACACCUGUAUGCAGCGUGUUUCUCAGUAAUGCCCACAGACAGAUCAGUGUCUGUUCUAUCCAGGCACAUGUUUUCACAGGUAUUUUGCAAUACCAAAGACUUACCUUAGACUUCUUGAAAAAAGCAAUAAUGCUAACUCCAAAUGCUUAAACCUUUUCCAAGAGUGAGCUGCUAUUAAGAUUUUUUUUUUCCAUUUUUGCUAUUCCUGAAACUUCCCUUUAAAAGCUAUCCAGUUUUUUAAUCCCAGCGGCAAAGCUGCCAAUUUUGAAUCCCAGGGUGCUGCUGGCUUCAUGUCUGGUAAUAGUGUGACUAGAUAGGUAUUCAGUGUCUCCCAUCAUUUUUUUUCCUGUAUUAACUGAAAAGUCAAGUGAUCUCUUCUUUCUCUGUCCUGUUCUCCAGCAGCCUGCUAAAUUUCAAGGCAGUAGCACCUUGCAGCAAAGGUGCUCCUGCAUUUUAUCUGCCACUCCCCUCAAAAUGCGCCCUCAGAAGGACCCAGCUCUAACGUACCAAAGUACACAUAAAAUGGGCAGGAUGGUGUGCGUUGGCUGAAAGCUCUGUCUGGCUCAGACUUUUAGGGGUUUUCUGCUGGGAAAGUAUUUUUUUCUUCUGCUGUAAUAAUUCAGGGAGGUACAGAGAUAUGAUUUAAGGAGAAAGGUCACAAACUACUGCACAAAGUACAAAUUUAAGAGUGCCUAAAAAUUCUGCUAAAGAUCUUUUUUAGUGACUGUGUUGGUGGUGAUAAUACAGAAUCACAACUUUGGUGUUUAAUAAUUAGUGUGUGGCAGCUCUUGUCUCCUAUGCCAUGCUUUCCUUUUUAAUGAUGCCCUAGGAGGUAUUACAAAUAACUUUUAAGGGGACUCUGAUUUUUAAGAACAUACAAAGCUCAACGUCUGUUUUUGAUAUCAUUAAAUACUGAUUUUAUUUGACAUUUGUCUUAAGUUUUAUAUGCCUUUCAAGUGCCAGCUGUAUUUUGAAGACAUUCUUACAGUUGUUUCCAGUGACGUUUUGAAUGCUACAAAUGGAAAGAUGAAUUUUCUGUGAAUAAACUGUGUUAAAGACAAUGCCCUCAGGCUCAUCUUUGCAAGGUCAGUGCUGUGUGUGUAUGCAGAUGCGUACCUGUGCCCAGCACCAUUAUUAAUGCUGCUUAAAUUACACGGAGUGUUGUCUGAUACAGUAUUAAGUUUUAGAACAAACUUGGGUGCCUAGUAGAGCAAAUAGAGCUGAUUUGAACCAACGUAUGAGCUGUACUGUGGGUGGUGACCUCACUCCAGGCUGCAUAAAAGCAGAACUAGGACAUAGUUUUUGUGGGUAAGAUCAAGAGCAGCAUCCUCCUGAUCUUAAUUUUUCAUGUUUUUUUAAUCUUGCCUAUCUUAUUGGGGACUUUCAGGGGAGUGCUAAAAUAAAAGAUGUAUAACUAAGAUGAUGGUGCGUGAUGAAAAAAUUUAGACAGAAAUCUAUUUGUGCAGUAAAAAUGAGAUAUUGGGGAGUGGGAGCUGCUUAGCCCAUGGCUUCAGGGCAUCUGAGGGAGAUUUAGGAAAUUAUUACCUGACACAAGUAGGAAUUCAAUGCAUUCAUUUUAGUAUUGACAGUUGAGAAGUUUGACAGCCUGGAGGAAGUUCCUGUCUUUGAGGUGAGAUUGGGGGAAUGAUGGGUUGGUUAUAAUUUACUCCCUGCAAUGGAACCACAGUUGAAUAGUGAUACAGAUCAGUGACAAAUACGUUGUUGUUUUCACACUUGGUUUUUGCUGGAGGUGAAAAAAUGGGGAAGGAAUAGUAAAAGCUGUUUUCAAAUCACAGGGAGAUCCAGGGAUGUGGUGUGCCCAGGUGUCAGCCUGGGCAGUCAGCUCUGGCUUUUCCAGCUAGUACAAACCCUUCACGGCACCACCUCCACAGGCAGCUGAUGUCUUGGCUUCCUGUGCACUGCCCCUGUGCCUUUUUAAUCUGCACUCCUGUGUUAGCUCUAGCUGAGUAGGUGCCUGUCCUCACGGGAGCCCCUUGCUCUGCGUGUUCCCCCCAGCCCCUCUCUUCCACUCAAUGUGAUGCCAGGACAGUGCCUUUCUCCAGUGUCUUAGGGCAGGUUUUGCUAGGAGAGGGGAUCUAAAAGAAAAGGGUAUCUCAUCCCUGGAAGUGUUCAAGGCCAGACUGGAUGGGGCUUUGAGCAAUCUGCCCAUGCAGGGGGUUGGAACUAGAUCAUCUUGACCAUCCCAACCCAAACCAUUCUGUAAUUCUAUGAUUUUUCUUUCAUAUGAGGCUACCAGUGGUUUCAGAGUCCUUGUGGUCUGUUGUGUGAUUUCAACAGGUCGAGUGUUCCUUCGAACAGUUCUGCUCAAUGAAGACAGGACAUUUUAUUUUUAAAGAUAUUUAAUAAGAUAUUUUUUUCAAAUCAGUACAAAAAUUUUAAAUACAAAAUUAUUUGCUUUUGACAUAUCUCAUUCUGGGAACAGGCCAAAGUCACCAAUGCCUGGUAAACUGUCCAUCCAUUCCUGCCACCGUUCCGUAAAAUUUCUGAGAUAAAGCACCACAUUAUAUCACUGGAGUCCUUAGUCAAUGUUAGACUGCAUUAAACUCUGCAUUUAAAUAAUGGUAAUGCCAGUUAAAUCCAAUCUUAGUUCUGCAUGAAAAAUCUAGUUAAUUUUUGAAUCAAAAGCGGUAGCGUUAGCUAAAGACACUGAAGAAGUGAUGAGUAUUUAACUCUUUCAGCUAGUGUAACAGUGUGUGAUGUGCAGCACUGUACAGGGAACCACAGCAAAGUGCACUGCCCUUUGGAAAUGAACACUUUUGAGGUGAGAUUAGCACCAUUGUUGAACUGACAGCACUUGCAGAGAGGUUGCUUUACUUAUGUACAGAAAAGAUCGAGGCCUGCAGGUUCUCCUAGAAAAUUGGUAACGUAUAAAUAAGGAUUGGAAAUCAGCUUGUAUAUAAAAUGAAGUUCUUGGAUACAUUUGCAUGAUCAGUAUUGCUGGUAAAGUUAUCGGUUGAUCUCAAAACAACAAAUGAGAUAAUUAGCAAACAGAGCUACUUCUGUUUUGCUUAAUCUUUGAAGAGGAAACUGUUUUGACUCUGGUUGAGUGGCAGAAUAGGUGUCUCUUCUGACAAGCCAAACAGACACAGGUUCUUAGCACAAGCACUGAAGUCCAAGCAGAUUUAUGCUGCCCUGCUGUAUUGCCACGUUUGCCAAAAAGUCUCAAUCACAUGCCACAAAGCAAAUGGGGAGCCCUUCAUUUUUGUCUCUUAACUACCUCAUCUACUUCGACCGUGCAAAUGCAGAUGGAGGCUUUUUGAGUGCUCUGGCAGUUGGAGGUGAACCCAGCACCUGCUGGAGUCGAUGGCAGUGUUCUGGGUCCAAUGACUGCUGGAGAAGACUCGUAGGGAAUAGUUACACCAUCAGUACUCCUAUCAUAAAUCUUUCAGGGAAAAAAUGCACCUGUAGCAAUUUUUAAUACUGGGGGAAGGGAAGUAAAGCUCUCCAGCUUUGUUUGUCAGGCAGACCUGCUGUCAAAAACCCCAAAAAAUGCCCACUCAAACAAAAAGCCACUCAAAUUUUUCCAUGUUACUUGAGACUGAUCUACUCUGGUUUAAGUCACUGUUUUUCAUCUCAUAACUGUGAUCAAUGCAACAGUCAAAUAUGCAACAGGAGUGAGUGAUGUACACUGACUGGAACCUUAGUACUAGAAUUACUGUGAAUGAAAUGAAGUAAGCAUGGCAUUGCAGAAAUAUAUAAUGUACAGCUAAUAUGUCCCCCUCGGGUGCAAAACAACUGUUUAUGGACCUGAUACACAUCUUUGGAUAUGUUCACCAUGCUUUUUUUCUUUAUAACUAGCUGUGCAUAAUGCUAAACUUAGUUUUUUGUUUGGUUUAUUUUUUGUACAAGAUGGUCUGAAACGGUCAUAAAAUGUGUCUUCCAUGGUAUAGAAGUUUGAAGCAGAGAAGAAAGGUUUUAAUUUUG